Actinia tenebrosa (Australian red waratah sea anemone) is the source of this 1102-nucleotide messenger RNA. RefSeq names its product profilin. NCBI's taxonomy places the organism in Eukaryota, Metazoa, Cnidaria, Anthozoa, Actiniaria, Actiniidae. Gene Ontology annotation, molecular function: actin monomer binding. The record is from RefSeq and is a predicted model, not a curated record. Gene Ontology annotation, cellular component: cell cortex.
CGUUGCAUGUCUCGUACACCGCGCCCCUUCUUAGUCCUCUUUCUUGUAGCUCACGGAAGAGAAGUAAUUUGAAUCUCUGUGGAUUUUUCUCGGCUUUUUACUCCCAAUUCCAGAAUACAUCUGUCAUAAUGAGCUGGGACUCGUACAUUGAUAAUUUAAUUGCUCAAACUAAAGAUGCUAGUGGAACUGCUCACUGUGACAAAGCCUGUAUCAUUGGUUUAGACGGUGGGGCACCCUGGACUUCAGCUGGUCAUGCGAAUGCAUUUAAGUUGCAAGCAGCAGAAGGAGCAAAUAUUGCUAGAUGUUUCAAGAGCAAGGAUUUCUCUGUAUUCAUGGCUAGUGGAAUACACUGUGAAGGUGUGAAGUUCAACUUUUUAAGAGAAGAAGAUGGAAAACUUGUUUUUGGAAAGAAGAAAGAGCAUGGAGCCGUUACUUUGCAAGCCAGUAAAACCGCUAUAGUUGUUGGGCACUGUCCUGAAGGGUCUCAACAGGGCAACCUCAAUAAAGGCGUAGGAGUAAUAGCCGAAUAUCUUGAAUCAUUGGGCAUGUGAUAUGUAGAGAAAAAUGUUUUUCCUAUUGUAUUGUUUUGUACUGUCUUGUUUAAAUCUCUGUUGUCCUUUGAGACUUGCAAUAAAAGCUAARUAAUUGUCUUGAUCGACUAGAAAAUACUAGCUAUCUAAUCCUUUUUUUGCAAGCCCACUCUUAGGAACUUCUUGUAGAACCAAAUCUAUUAGACAUUAUUAGGAAGCAAUACAUUGAAAAAAUAACUCUUAUUUUCAUAAACCUUUUUUGGGAUAAUUGUAAAUUAGACUUUAUGAAUUUAACUUUUUUUAAUGUCAGGAACCCAUCCCUGACUUGAAUAAAACAGCUUUUUGGACCUCACCAUAUAUCAAUAAUUAUUAUCCUUGCCUUUUGUGUUAAGUUUAUUGAUCAAGUUUGAAUAGUAAAAACCUAGAAUAAAAUGCACAUAAAAUGCACAUAAACUGCUGAGGUACGAUCAGGUACUGAUUUGUUUGAGUUUCUCAGCUGAGCCAGCAUCCUAUUUUAAUUGUUUUUGUUGUCGUAGAUUUAUAUGAUAGAUAUUAAAAAAUUGAAUGAGAUU